Molecule: messenger RNA, 3501 nt
Organism: Electrophorus electricus (electric eel)
Lineage: Eukaryota; Metazoa; Chordata; Actinopteri; Gymnotiformes; Gymnotidae
Gene: helq
Product: helicase, POLQ like
Molecular function (GO): nucleic acid binding; ATP binding
Source: RefSeq, a predicted model, not a curated record
GCCGAUAGCUCGACAACUUAGUCUAACUAGCUAGCUGCUUAGUUAUCUAGCUAUUCAGCCUAUGUUGCUCGUUUGAGAAUUCAAUGUGUUUCUGCAAUGUCAUUAAGAACUUAAAUGUUGUAGCUAGUACUACCAUGGGUCACUCGGACUCCCGAGCUAGGCACAUAGGUACGAUGUGCUAUCUUGAAUUGCUAAAUUUACUUUUAGACAUGAAUUUGCCAGCCUGAGGCUACAGGCUAGUUAAUAGCUGAGUAAUGGAGGUAUCGCUGCACAGUAGUAAGCUAACUUAAACAACGCUAUAUAGCUAGCUAGUAUUUAUGAAUGCCAUCAGGUAUGAACACAGACGUGGACAACACCUGUGACAUAGUUGUGAAACGUAACUCUUGGUCUUCCAAAAAGAGGACUAGGGACGGAAUGAGGAGUGAUUUCACUCCAGCUAAGAAACGCGCGAGUGCCUUACUCGGUAAAUGUCAUCCGAAUGCUGAGCAGAAUGCUGUACCUCAGAUGACGGAAAAGGAAGACACAGUCAAAGAGCAGUACUACAGUGAUAAUGAAGAUCUUUUUGAUGGCUAUGACAGCAUCAUGGAUGACUCCUCCUUCCUUGCUAAACUUGAGGAUGUGGAACAGAACAUAGAGGAACAUGAAAACAGUUGUUUGGCCCAACAGACUGCUAAAAGCAUUAAACACUCUUGUGAGGAUGAUCUCACUGAUUCUGUUUUAACAGAGGCUUUUCAUGAUGCCUCACUAAGGGAAUUUCCAGCCUCCCACACUGUAUUUCAGCGAGACGUGUCAAACAUCAAAAUUCCCACUCUCGGCAUCGUGAGCACAUCCACCCCAGAUGUGAAACAAUCAAAGCAACCUGCUAUUUCUACAAAUACUUAUAUAGAUAGCAACAAAUCAGCACCAAAGGCUAGAAGAAGCAUGACGGAUCAGUUGAAGAGAGCAAUGCUGGAAAAUGCAGCCUCGUCUAACAGGAUCUCCAAGACUGUUCUGCAGAAGGAAGCUGUGAUGAGUGAAGAAAUUAAUGUUGCCAUGCAGGCCAUUGAAUCUGUUUCCAUGGAAGGGGACCUUGGUCCUUUCUUUGGCCUUCCAUCCAAAGUCAAGGAUUUGAUCUUAAGACUGAAGGGAAUCCAGGACUUGUAUGAGUGGCAAAAGGCAUGUCUGAGCUUGGACUCAGUGAUACAGCGAAGGAAUCUUAUCUACUCUUUACCAACUAGUGGUGGGAAGACCCUGGUCGCAGAGAUUCUUAUUCUCAAAGAGAUUCUUUGUCGAAAGAAGGAUGCAGUUCUUAUCUUACCAUAUGUAUCCUUGGUGCAAGAAAAGGUUCGAGGGUUGUCUAGUUUUGGUAUCGAGUUGGACUUUAUGGUGGAGGAGUAUGCUGGGAGUAAAGGAAAGUUCCCUCCAGUGAAAAGAAGAGCCAAGAAUUCUCUUUACAUCACCACAAUUGAGAAGGGCCACAGCCUUGUUAACUCACUGAUCGAGACACACCGACUGGACAAUAUUGGGCUGGUUGUUGUUGAUGAGCUCCACAUGCUUGGUGAUGGCAGCAGAGGGGCAGUUCUAGAAAUGACUUUGGCAAAAGUGAAGUAUGUCUGCAAGGGGACACAAAUCAUUGGAAUGAGUGCAACCUUGGGCAACGUUGGAGAUCUCCAGAAGUUCCUAAGUGCUGAAAACUACACUAAUGACUUCAGACCUGUCCAACUGAAAGAAUAUGUGAAACUGAGGGACAGUAUAUAUGAAGUUAACCCUAAGGAGGAAGACGGCCUUACAUUCUCUCGACUUCUGUCUUUUAAGUACUCCAGUGCAAUGCAGAAGGUGGAUCCAGAUCACAUUAUUGCUCUGGUUGCUGAAGUAAUACCACAGAAGUCCUGUUUGAUUUUCUGUGCCACUAAGAAGAACUGUGAAAAUGUAGCUGGUAUGAUUUGCAAGUAUUUGAAUAAAGACUUCCUAAAGCACAGGGAGCCAGAGAAAGCUGCACUCCUGGCUGAGCUAAAGGACAGUGGAAGUGGCUGUCUAUGUCCCGUGCUGCAGAAGACUGUGCCCUAUGGCCUGGCAUACCAUCACAGCGGUCUGACCAGUGAUGAGAGGAAGCUGGUGGAGGAAGCCUACUCCUCAGGGGUGCUCUGCCUCCUCACCUGCACCUCCACCCUGGCUGCAGGCAUCAACCUGCCUGCCUGCAGGGUUAUACUCCGCUCCCCUUAUGUGGGUGCAGACUUCUUAAAGAGGAGUCAGUACAAACAGAUGGUGGGAAGAGCAGGACGUGCUGGACUUGAUUCAGUGGGUGAGAGUAUCCUCAUCCUACAGGACAAAGACAAAGACAAGGUUAAGAACCUAGUGUCUGCACCAAUGGAGACCUGCUACAGCAACCUUCUGCAUGACGGGAAUAGAGGUCUUCUAAGUCUCAUCCUUUCCCUCAUCGGCCUUAAUGUAACCCAGACUGUGGAGCAGGUGCUGGGUUUCAUGUCUGGGACGUUACUCAGUGUGCAAGAGGUUCAGGUUUGUCAGCAGAAAACACUUAAGGAGCUCAUACAGGAGUCAACAGAAAUACUGAAACAAAAGGGUCUCAUUGAAGCUUCUUCAUAUGUGCCUGAUAAUGCUAUUCUGCAAAUCACCAGGCUUGGCAGAGCAACAUUUAAAGGUUCUAUACAUUUAAGCUAUUGUGAUGUACUCUACAAAGAUUUGUCAAAAGGUCUGGAGGGUUUACUGCUCAAUAGUUUCAUGCAUUUGGUCUAUCUGGUCACCCCUUACGACAUGGUUUCCCUAUGCAAGCCAGACUGGAUGAUAUAUUUUAGAGAGUUCACAAAGCUGUCUGCUGCUGAGCAGAAAAUCGCAGCAGCUCUCGGUGUGCCCGAGAGCUUUGUGGCUAGAAAAGCAGCUGGACAGAGUGUGAGAAAGUGUGUGGAUGCUGUGGUGGUGACUAGGCUGUACUUGGCUCUGGUGCUUUAUUCCUUGCUGAGGGAGACCACCCUGUGGAACAUCUCUGACAGGUUCCAGCUGACCCGGGGUUUUGUCCAGGCUCUUCUCAGUUCCGCCUCAGCCUUCUGCUCCUGUGUGCUGCACUUCACCGAGGAGCUGGAGGAGUUCUGGGCCUUUAAGGCCCUCCUCACCGAGCUGACCCGUAGGCUGACCUACUGUGUGCAGGCCGAGCUCAUCCCCCUGAUGGAGGUAGCCGGAGUGAUGGAGUUCCGAGCCAAGCAGCUGUACAAUGCUGGGUACAAGACACUGGCUCAUCUUGCCAAUGCUGACCCAAAUGUUUUGGUCAACAGUAUGGAGAACCUCUAUAAGAAGCAAGCCAAUCAGAUUGUAUCCUCAGCAAAAAUGCUGUUACAGGAGAAAGCAGAGACGCUACAGCAGGAGGUGGACGACCUGCUCAUGUUACCUAAUGACCUCCCGUCUGUCUAACAUUUGUCUUUUAUGUAAUUUAAUGUGUAUAUUGUUUUACCGUUCUGUAUCAGUGCUAGCCCAUGUGGCUAAAUUAAAAUACGAAAAAAAGUAAGCUUA